Messenger RNA from Aureobasidium pullulans EXF-150, 3399 nucleotides. RefSeq lists its product as uncharacterized. NCBI's taxonomy places the organism in Eukaryota, Fungi, Ascomycota, Dothideomycetes, Dothideales, Saccotheciaceae. Gene Ontology annotation, cellular component: spindle pole. The record is from RefSeq and is a predicted model, not a curated record. The transcript has a single exon. Gene Ontology annotation, molecular function: protein binding. Bases 88 to 3186 code for a protein of 1032 amino acids. Gene Ontology annotation, biological process: spindle organization; mitotic cell cycle; establishment of meiotic spindle localization.
CGCUCCACCUCCGACACAGGUUAUCUAUUCCAAUCGCCCAGAUAUCCCAAAGCCAACAUUGUAAUGCAGUACUGAGUUAUAUCCGACAUGUUCAACUACGAAAUCGGGACACCUUGUCCAGCUCCUGUCCACGGCGGACGCGAAGUCGCGUCGCCGUUUGGAAGUAAACAAAAAGAAGUAAACAACAUUUUCGACGACGCCUACGACCAGUUCAACGACAAUACCACCCAGAACAUUGCACAUCUGGUUCAACAGGAAUUCAAAAAUGCGCCGCCUCGAAGGAGCCAGAACUUGGCAAGAAAGCCCAGACGUGCUCCCACCACCAUCUUCGAGGAUGGCAGCAGCAGCCAGCGCGAGCACUACCAACGCGAUGAACCUGCCAGGAUGAUGAGAAGCAGUGCAAUCCACGCAAGACCAGCUCAGAGGAUCCGAAUUCAACCAUCCAGAGAUGAGAAGCCGCCACCUCUUCCGACAAGUAGCGUGAGCGACAUUGCCAACUUCAAACCCACCAGCAGCACGGCGAACCAUGUCAAGGAAGACAGAAGACGAACCAUCUGGAUUCCGGAGGACACUACGCUACUUUCCAUUCACCCUGGAGCGUAUGAUCACACUCUUCGCGAUGAGACAGUCGGUCUGCCUUCGAGCAAUCUGGACAUCACGCCCAUGAAGGAGACUCCUCAACCUGUCAAACUGGGACCCAGUGCCAUGAGACAAGCUCAAAGAAUGGCUUCUGCAACAAAACUUAGCGCUCUCAAACCUCUUGCUCCAUCACAGCCUAAUGUGUCACAUCAUGUAAUGGGUAGCGGCGGCGGAAAGGAGAACUUGCUCCCGGGUUCGAUGCUCUCUCGUACUGGCAAAGGUGAAAAGGCUGUCGUCAAGCCGUUGACCAAAGCCGCACCUCUGGGUACCAGAAAAUCACCAUCUUCCAUGCAACACACAGCACCUGUUUCAAUGACGACGACAAGCAUCAAAAAGCGAUCUGCGCCUGAGCUGAAAGAUGCACCGAAGCCCAAGGUCCAAGCCAGAGCUCUUCACGAAAGAUCCAUCACCCGGACUGAGAUUGUGCCUCGAGCCACAACUACGGAUCCGUUCUCCAGAGAUUUCAAGCACAAGCCGAUCCCAGCUCCGAGACCAAUCAGCAAGCCCUCAGUAGCCAAGCCUGCAUCGAGCACUGUCACGAACGCUGUCGCGAGAUCCGCCCCGAAUGUCGCUGUGAAUGCUUCCACACCCAAGGAUAUCAAUGUACCAAAUGUGAAACGCUCCGUCUUCCUGGCUGCAUCGCGCUAUCCCGUAUUGAACGAUGAUAUCGGCCAGCCUGAGCUUUACGAGGACAAUUGGCUCCAAAAUCAAGAGACAGCUCUUACACAGCUCGUCAAUGUAGUCUUCCAGCAAGCUCACGAAUCUCCUGCUACCAAUGGCGUGGCUGCUCUCCGCACUCGUAUGCUGACAUUGUACCACGAUGCAACUGUGGUCACUCUCCACCAACGUCUAAAAGCUUCACUCUCGUGUGGUGCUCUCAGCAUGCCUAAGGACGCACCUCACUCCCCGAAGCUCAGAGACGACAUUGGCCUGCGCCGUCAGUUCUUCGACCUUUUCGGUAACACCUAUCACCCAGAAGCUCUGCAGGCUGCUGCUGAGGUGGUCGUUGGCCGUGUCUCUCCAGCUAUCGACGCUGUGCAAUCAAAGACUGGCGCAUCGACCUCGACUGGAGUCAAGGAAUGGAAACGUUUCUGCUCGACAUUCUUCGUCGAUCACGAGGACUCUGCUGAACUUCUGGCUUCUCAUGGUGUCAAAUCUAUCGAAGAUGCUACUCUUCAACCUGGCACACCCGAAUGGUUCUGGCAAAGGACCGUACUGAGAGGGCUCAUGCUUGUUUACCUACUCGACCAGGCGAAGAGUACUGGUAAGCUCUCUGCCUGCUUGUUUCAGACAUCUUCACCACACAAAUCAUCUCUCAGUGUCCUCCGAGCAUUUGCAAGGCUUAUGGUUCCAUCUGUCGGAGAUAUUGCCCGUCCUCUUGGACACCUUGGAUAUUCGCUCCGUCAUCAGCAGGACCCCCUGGAAGAAUACACUUAUCGCAUCGAUAAUCUCGCUGUCGAUCUUCGCGAUGGCGUCUUACUUACACACUUUGUCGAACUCCUUUUGUAUCCUUCCCAGAUGUUGGACAUGCAAACUGAUCGCACCAUCACUCUUGAUCUCCUGGAUGGCGAAACAAUCACCAGCUCUUUGGACACCAAUGAAAGUGCUCGUAUCUUGAGCCAACAUCUCAAAUUCCCCUGCAUCAGCAAGACACAAAAGAUGCAUAACGUUCAAGUUGCGUUGAGUGCUCUGGCUGGAGUUCGUGGCCUUGCCGGUACUGCGAUCGAGUCUAUCAAGGCUGAGGAUGUCGUGAAUGGCCACAGAGAGAAGACUUUGAGUCUGCUUUGGGCAUUGGUUAGCAAGUGGGGACUCGGAUUUCUGGUAAAUUGGGAUGAGCUGAAGAAGGAGACUCUCCGCUUCGCCAAACACUCAACUCAGCCUAUUGGAAUCAACUACGCCUUGAGCGAGGAAGACCCCGACUCAAAUGAGCAAGGCCCUCUAUUGAAGGAAUGGGCUGCCAGUGUCUGCCAGCAGCGCAAGGUCAUUGUCACUAAUCUGACAACCUCCUUCGCGGAUGGUCGUGCACUUGCAGCAAUCAUCUCCACAUACGCCGACUAUGUUCCCACCACGGUGAAGAAGUCGUCAAACAAGAUGUCGACAGCAGACAGACUUCGCAACCUUGGAUGCAGCGAGUCCUUCAUCACUCUCUUCGCUACACAUACCACUACCAUCCCAAGCCGCAGUAACACGAUCGCCCUUCUUGCCUUUUUGGCCUCUCGCCUGCUACCUCUUGCUCGCACUCACAGAGCCGCUUGUACUAUUCAACACUUUUAUCGUCUUCGUCUUGCUCGCCGUACCAUCUCUCUGCGCGUGCAGAAGAUGAUCGCCGCAGCCGACUGCGCUCAAGUCGCAGCAGCCAAGCAGAGAGAAGUGGAAGCCGCAGUCACUCUACAGAGAGCCUGGCGCUCUCUAUUGGACCGCCGUAUUGAGACUUUGGAAAGAGAUGUGUUGGUUUUCCAAUCUUUGGCCCGUGGAGGGGGUGUCAGAAGAGCCACUGCAGGCAUCUUGAACAAUAACUCUGACAGAAGAAUUAUGGGUGGAUGGUGAUUUGAGAAACAAAACACUAUUGUACUUUGAUCGGGAGUUUGAAAGGAUACCUUUGGCUAGCCGAUUGAUGGCUAUGCCUUUUGGGCGAGGAACUACUUUUCUUGUUGUGAUUGUCGAGUAUCAUUUUUCUCUUGUUCUUGUUCUUUUCUUCUUUGGCGCUUCUUUGUUGUCUAUACAUCAUCACGAAUUUUAACGAUUAUCAUCCUUUUCAAA